CAUUAAUAUUUCAUUUACUUCGGAAAUAUUAAUCCCGAAUGGCUUAAAAGAAACUUUAAUAAUUAUUAUAUUAAUCUGACUUUGUGAGUGCUAUUGAUUCACUGUACCUAAUCCGAAGGACAAUAAUCCUCUGUCGAGGGCCGCAUCAUUUCUUGCGUGAUUGCCAACUUGCCCACAGUAAGAAGUUUGACAUUUGGUCCUACGUUGCGAAAUUGUAAACACCUGUAGAAAAGUUAGUGUGGUUUCUUAUAAUAUUUUUCUUAUUUAAUGUGGUAAUACAUGUCUUGUAUUAUAAUUGCAACAAUUUGAUUGUAUCAGUGGGACUGUAUAAAUAUUACGUAUACAACCCAAGGAUACCGAGGAUGAGCUCAGCAGUAAAUCAAAUGAAAUCAGAAUAUAAUGAAAUCGUAUAUAAAUAUAUAUUUAAAUCCAAGUCAGGUGUCUUUAUUUGGCAUCAUAUUGUUCGUUAAAAGCGAAUGUUUUCAAAUUGAGAUAAAAUGUAUUUCAAACAUAAAGUAAACCUAUAAAAAUGCAUAACACUGGUCCCAGUGCCACAGGCCAGCUUUUUCAAACGAGUGAAGAAAUGACUCAGACGCUUGACGACUGGGAAAGCUGUAGCCUUCCGCGCGGAGAUUUUAAUUUCGGAAAGUAGUCCCCUCCUUCCUCAGUGUCGAAGUGUACUUUGUUAUUAGGCUUACACUUACUGAUUGGAUUACAGUAUCACGUGUGAUAGUGAAGUGCGUGGAUGUGUAUAUAGGAAAAUGUAUUCAUUACUAUGCCGUGGACGCGAUUUUUGUUGUUAUUGUUGCGGAUGGAUAUAUAAACUUUUUUCUCCUAACCUCCUUUCGCGCUAUUGAAGUAGAUAUGCGAAAUAAUGGUGUGUGAUGGAAGGUGGCUGUUUUAUUUUAAACUUUUAUCGCAAAUUGGAGCAAGUUUUUUGAAAUAUAUGUGGUCAAGCAAGUGAUGGAAAGAUUAUGGUUUACGGUGGACUGGCUCUCGAAGAGUUUCGGGAUAACGUAAGUAAGAGCUGGAUGUGUUUGCAGCGGCGGGGUGUUGGCAGCGAGGAAGGUUCUGCCUAACAUGGCUGCAACGCAAGCUGAAAGCCAACAAAAUGAGGUGAAUCGUGAUCAAGUGCAGCAAGACCAGCCUCCAGAUUUAAGUAAUACGGUAUUACAAAAUGGAACAGAAAAGAGUGGUGGACGAGGAAUAGUUGGAUCUGAUAGUAUAGUUAACACAAAAACAAAGUCGCCCGGUCAAAACAGCCUCGCCAUAGAGAUGAGUCAAUAUCGACAAGAGUCUGGUGCAGGGCCUCCUAUUCAUAAUAGUUCGGGAAAUAGUGAUCAAAACACGAAUAACAGUGGUGUGGAUAGCAAUAAACUGAAUUCUGAUGGUAAAUCGUAUGUGCAAAAUUCAGAACAAAGUGCGGGAAGUGAACAAAGUUAUGGAAAAGGGUCAGACGGUGGACAAAACAUGCAAGGAUUUGGUUUAGGAUUUUCCGCUAGAGGGAACUAUCAUCCUGACCAGCACGGUGUUGGAAAUCCAGUGCAGAAUAGUGCAGAUAGUAGCAGUUUGCAUCAAAAUCACCCCUUUAGUCAGUUUAGCCCCCAAGGCAUGAGGCAUGGAUUUCCAAGUUCUAAACCUAUGCCAGGUAGUCCUAUGGUACCGCCAAGACCUCCUAGUGCUGGACCCAAUAUGAAUGCACCCAGUGGUGGUUUUUCAUCCCAUACUCAACCCCCAAGGUUAUUUUCAGGACAAAGUAUUUCUCAACCAACAGGACCCACCCCUACAUUAAACCAGUUACUGCAAUCCUCUAAUCCAGCACAUCGGUACCAAAACAGCUAUGGGGAAUAUGGGAUGCAGAAAGCGGGUGACCAAGGAUCUGGGAAUAUGCCAUAUAACCAAUCUUGGUCCCCACAGAGGCCAUUGGCUUCCUACAGCCCACAGCAAGUUGCAACUGGAUACAGAAAUCAACCUCCCGGUGGAGUCCCUCGGGGAAGUCAGCCGCCAUAUUUAGGCGGCCCGGGUACGGGUCCCGGGGCCCCCGUACCUGGAGGAAGUUUUCCCCAGCAACAGCAGCAGCAACAACAACAACAACAGCAGCAGCAACAGCAACAACAACAACAACAACAACAACAGCAACAACAGUACCCGCCGUAUCCGCCCCGGUAUCCCACACCGCCUGGACAAGGCCCGGGACCCGCGGCCCGCCAACCCUUCUCUUCUCACCAGCUUGGGUCUCCCUACGGACAGCAGCAGUUGGUUAGCGGGGUGUACGGCGACCAGCGGGGAACCUGGGCCCAACCUCCGAACCCCCAGCAGCCCCCAAGUCAGCCCCCGCCCCUCCAGCACCCUCCACCCCAGCCGUCGCCACAGCAUCAACCCCAACCAUCUCCACAGCCUCAACAUCCGCCCCCGUCCCCAGGCCAACAUCCGCCCCCGCAGCAGUCACCUCAGCAGGCGCCACCCCCAGCCCAGCACUCACACCAACAGCAGCAACCGCACCCCCCUCAGUCGCACACACAGGGUGUGCACCAAGAAUUCUUUGCCCGUGUUUAA
This is a messenger RNA of Zootermopsis nevadensis, 2556 nucleotides long. The record is from RefSeq and is a predicted model, not a curated record. Lineage: Eukaryota; Metazoa; Arthropoda; Insecta; Blattodea; Termopsidae.